AUGGUAGUCAGACUUGAGCGGUUUCUCAACACAACCGGUUUCUUCUUCUUCGCUAUCGUCCUUUUCUGCCUCAUCCUCCUUACACCAGCGGACGCCAUUUACCAAUGCUACGAGACUAAUCGACUCACAAACAUCUUCUUCAUUACCGGCGCAUAUGUGAUCACCUUCCUAUUUGCAGUCCUCAUCUAUGCGACACGCAUCUACACGAAUCGCAGUGCACUCACCGGCAUACCCAAAGCCUGGAUCCCCGUGGAAAAGGAAGAUGUGAACAAGAGCGUUAGGCGACUGGUAAAGGAAGGCCUCAUCCGUAGCGCCGUCAUCGCCUAUCAAGCCCGCCCACGCGACGUCUCCACCGAUGAGGACAGCUUCCAAAAAUACAGAUCGCUUCUCAUCGACCCCGAACGACCCCCAUGGGGCCAUGUCGAGCACCCCGGCUGGUCUUCGCCAGACUCGCCAGACUUACCGAAUCUACCAUACCGCACAGUCAUACACGAACUCCCCAGCUUGAUUGAAGCCAAAGCUGUCUCCCUUGCCCCUAUUGAUUCAUUAUCAUCUGCGCCCACAUACCACUUCGAUCCGUCAGGCGACCUUACGAUACAGUCUCUCCCGGAUACACGCGUGGUGGAAGUAUUACAGCGUCCAGCGUCAAUGGGUCUGAGAGAAUAUAUCCGCCAUCUGACGUCCCUCGGGGCUAUCAAUCCGCCAGAACUCGGUGCGGAUUUCCUUGCGCUGUACGAACAAGCCAGAUUCUCGACGCGCGAUCUACACGAGACGGAAUUCCGCGACCUGAUGCACCUCUUCGCGGAGAUUCUGAGGGGGAUGACAUCCCUUGCACCACCGAUCCUGGAUGAAAUUCGCGACAGCGCUAGCUCCCGGCGAGCCUAUAGCGAAUCUAGCAUUGAAUCCUCGGAUGAUGAGAGAGAAACAGAUACCGGGACUUAUGGUUAUGACGGGACUCUAGGGUACAUGCGAAGUAACAGCCUUCGCCCAUCGAAUACGUCUACCUGGGAGACCCAGUCCGGGUAUGACACUGCGCCCGCAAGGCAAGAUGCCGCGUCUGAAUUGUCAACGGACAGUGGAUCCUCCGUGGCACGAAGCUUUCUUCAUACCCCUUCUACGAGGUCUCUACGACGCGUGGCCUCGGGCCAAUCCGGCAGUUCGGGAGGGAGUGUUAUUCGUCUGAGGCAGCCACGAGAUCCGACAGAUUUGCCGUAUACAAUUGACUACGCUGGACGUAGGCAAUGA
Penicillium roqueforti is the source of this 1245-nucleotide messenger RNA. RefSeq lists its product as uncharacterized. The record is from RefSeq and is a predicted model, not a curated record. Lineage: Eukaryota; Fungi; Ascomycota; Eurotiomycetes; Eurotiales; Aspergillaceae. The coding region runs from base 1 to 1245 and encodes 414 amino acids. The transcript has a single exon.